UCAAUUUCCUAAUUAGGAAAUUUUGGCAAUUAAAUUUUUUUUCUUUGGCGCGGGUUCCCCAUAUUUUUAAAAAUUCACCUUUCCUAUUUUGAAUAACUCUGAUUUCGUUGAUAGUCUGAAAUAUGAGCUAUAAAAGCGUUGAAAUAUUCCCUUAAUUUUAGAUAAAACUUAUACUUCGACUUUUUAAUACCAUCCAUACCCUUUUUAAUAGAACACUUCCUGCUUCAUAAGCAAUAAUGCAAUUAAAUACCAUUUUAUUAGUCUCCAGUGUGCUUUUCGGUCUCACUAAAGCUGCUGAUUCAUCAGAUGCUGCUUUUUUAACUGCCUUUGUUGGUGAUUUUAAUAGCAAUAAGAAAGAAUAUAUUCAAUUUAUUGCCACAGCUACAGGGGUUCCAGCAGUUGUAACAUCAUUGGCCCUUGAGGUUGCUACUUAUACCGAUGAUUCAUAUACUACCUUAUUAGAUGAUCCAAAUAUCAAUGUAUCUAGUUUGGAGGCUUUUGCUACAAAUUUACCUUGGUAUACCAGAAUUGUUGCUGAAGCUGAUGGUGCCAUUGCUUCGAGUGCUGCUUCCAGUGGUCCUUCAGCUUCCGCUGCCACUUCAUCACCUGCAUCAACUACAUCUGCUGCUUCUACUACUUCAUCAGCAGCAAAAUCUACAUCUUCUUCCGCCACAACAGCAUCCUCAUCUUCUCACGCUGCAGGUUCAGCAUUAUUUGUUCCUGUUGGAAGUGUUCUUGCAGCUGUUGCAGCUGUUUUAUUAUAAAGUUAAUCACAAACUAAUAGAUGAUACGAAACUAAUAACGUUAUAAAAAUACAUAGAUCGAACUUGUUAGCAUUCGUUUAAUAAAAGUAUUUUAUUCAUGAAAAUGAAGUUGUAAGACUGUAGUCGUAAUAUAGAUUUGACUUUACUGUUUAUUAGAAAACACUUGAAGACUUUUCACUUAACAAUAAAAUUUUCAGAUCAUUGGAGAUUCUUUCAUA
Scheffersomyces coipomensis is the source of this 982-nucleotide messenger RNA. RefSeq names its product putative lipase (gene RBR2). The transcript has a single exon. The record is from RefSeq and is a predicted model, not a curated record. NCBI's taxonomy places the organism in Eukaryota, Fungi, Ascomycota, Pichiomycetes, Serinales, Debaryomycetaceae. The coding region runs from base 237 to 764 and encodes 175 amino acids.